AUGCGCGCUCUGUGGCUCAGCUGGGUGACCACGGUCGCCGCCCUCCACCAUGGCGGCUGGACGCGCCUCGGUCGCGCGGACAGCGGCGCGUCCUUGGAUUUACGCUUCGCUCUCCGUCCAGCGCAACCGGAUGCUCUGGCGGCGCAACUGGCAGCUAUCUCGGACGUGCACUCGCCUGCGUUUGGCAAGUACAUGUCGUCGACAGACCUCCGAGACCUCGUGGCGCCAAGCGUUGCGGCCUUGACUGCUCUCGAUGCGCUCUUAGAUGGCUUCAAUGCGACAACGACCGGCCACGGCGACUACGUGCGCGUGACGCUGCCAGUCGCGGCGGCGGAAGACCUCUUCGCCACCGAGCUGCACGAGUACAAACGUGGUGACCGCCGCGUCGUUCGUCCGUUCGGCGCCUACGCCGUGCCAGCUUCGAUUCGGGACCACGUACUGCUCGUCGACGGCCUCGAGCACUUUCCGACGGCCUUUCGACGACAGUCGGCGACGCGAACCACCGCCAGCAUCGAUGGCGGCAUCUCGAUCAGCGCAAUCCAGCAGCAGUACGGACUCCCCACGGACCGCGCCGCCACGGAUGUGCGCAACCGACUCGUCGUCGGCGCCUUUCUAAAAGAGGCCUACCGCGCGUCGGACCUCCGCUCGUACUAUGCGCGGAACCACGUGGCUUCGAGCGCGCUGCCAAAGAGCGUGCAGUGCACUGGCAAUGGUGGCGACGACGCGCCGGCCACGGGCGAAGCGUCACUCGACGUUCAGCUCGUCAUGGGGCUGACGGCCAACGCCGAGACGUCGGUGUUCUGCUACAACUCUUACCGCGAUGCGACGCGGCCGUUUAGCGACGACAAUCAAGAGCCCUUUGUGACGUUCAUGCACGAUAUCAACGCCAUGGAGCCGGCGCCGUCCGUGGUGUCGAUCAGCUAUGCUGACGACGAGUGCGCGGUGCCACCGGCCUACAUUGCAGCACUGGAUGCCGAAUUCAUCAAAGCGGGCCUUCGAGGCACCACUGUCGUCGUGGCCAGCGGGGACAACGGUGUCGUUGGAAGCACACUCAUCUCGUUUUGCGGUCGGUCGACGUGUGCUCGCUUUGAGACAGGGUAUCCGGCGUCGUCGCCGUAUGUGCUUUCGGUCGGCGGCACGCAGCUGCUUGAAGAUGUUGAGGACGACGGCAAGCAUCGCCAAGAAGAAGUCGUGUCGACAGACACGAACGGCGCCAUCACGUCUGGAAGCGGCUUCAGCUGGUACGCCUCCCGACCUUCGUAUCAGGACAACGUUGUUCAAGCGUACAACUUGAAGGAAAAUCUCGAUGAAAGUACAGCAAUGUACAACGGCGACGGCCGCGUCUUCCCUGACGUCGUCGCCAUCGGACACAACGUCCCCAUCGUUGUUGACAAUAUGGUCGAAUGGACGGACGGCACGUCGGCGUCGGCGCCCAUCGUUGCAGCACUCCUCAAUCAAGUCAACAAAGACCGUCUUCUGCGCAACCUACCGCUACUGGGCUUUGUCAAUCCGUAUUUGUACAAGCUCUUCGACGUCUGCCCACAUAUUUUUCGAGACAUUUCUGUCGGCAACAACAAAUGCGGUGGCCAUGGCCAAGAUUGUUGCGACUCUGGCUUCUCGGCGGGGUCCGGGUGGGACCCGCUUACUGGACUUGGAGCAAUUCAAUACGACCGAUUCGUUGAGGACAUGAUUGCCUGUGAGGCUCGCAUGCACGAGAAGGCUCCACUAGUACUUGUCUCGAGUGGCGAGCGGGGAGACGUGACGUUGUAUGUGGCCGGAGGCGUCGUGCUGCUCGCAACAGGUCUUGCGCUCCUGACGAUGCGAGGCCGCCGGCCCGUUAUGGAGGAUAGCAUCCAUCUCGGAUACAAGCUCGUCGACUAACGCUAGCUUAUACAUCUGCAUUUCUGUCUGUCA
This is a messenger RNA of Saprolegnia parasitica CBS 223.65, 1914 nucleotides long. RefSeq lists its product as hypothetical. The transcript is spliced from 9 exons. Gene Ontology annotation, biological process: proteolysis. Gene Ontology annotation, molecular function: tripeptidyl-peptidase activity; serine-type endopeptidase activity. NCBI's taxonomy places the organism in Eukaryota, Oomycota, Saprolegniomycetes, Saprolegniales, Saprolegniaceae. The coding region runs from base 1 to 1881 and encodes 626 amino acids. The record is from RefSeq and is a predicted model, not a curated record.